GAUCGUUACAUUUGAAUGAUUUAGAUGAUAAUAACGAUAUGAAGGACUCUGAAGAAAAUUUAAGAAUAAUAAUGAUCAGGUGCUGUGAUAGUUAGGUAAAACAUUAAGAUGCAAACAUGUCUGAACACUCUAGUAUUCAGGUAUGAAUCUCACAUAAUUUUAAGUAUUUUCAAGUGGUUCUCCUGGUUAUGUCAACGUGUCAAACCCUGUCUUUUGUGAUUUGAAUCUGCAACCAACAUACUAAAUAGAGAUAUGCUUUUUGUGGCUCGCUACAUAUUAGAUCUUAUCUUUACAUUUCAAGUUUAUCAUGAUACAUAUAAUGCAGGAAAAAAAAAACCUUGUAGUCACACAUUUACCAUUGUAUUACAUUGGUGCUUAGAACGAGUCUCCACUUAGGGCAGGGUAGGGGAGUCGGAUAUGUAUCACCUGUAACCCUGCAGUAUCAGAUAGGCUGUUUUCAUCCAGGUAAUGUAUCACUAUAAAUUAAUGUAAGAUGAUCUCACCUAGAACUAACUUCCUCUUUUAUUCGACCCUUAAUAGUAAGGCACAGCUCAUUUCAAUGUUCGUGGUGCCAAUGAACAAUAAUGUUGGAGACUUCAAAUCUGCAUGACUGCAGCUAAACAUUCCAACAUUAAUUUACAAUGAUACAUUGAAAUUUAGUAAGGCGUGGUAGAAAUCUAAAGAAGAGCAAUAUCGCUAGCUUUGCAGCAUAGCAGUUCAGGUGUGAUGAUCUAUGACUCAUGUCUUGACCAUGGAUACAAAAUUACUGAUUUCUGUAACAAUGAUACCAAAUUAGAAUAGAGAAUGAUCGACCAUAGCAUGCCAUUUCCCAUAUAUACUACUGAAGCAUCAGCUGCAUCGCCUUAAGUUUUAUACUUUUAUCCACAUAACCUUACAUAUUUAUAUAUAGGUCAAGCCAAUGUUUCAUCCAUUCUUUUUCAUAUCCCUAUUCUCUGAAAAGUGCUGCUUUCUGCCAUGUUAUGUUUACACUUUACAUGUUUCAAAGGAGGUUUAUGUUGACUGUUGAGAAUUCAAAUUUAUGGGAAAUUAAUAUUGCAUAAAGUUGUUAGUUAACUUUCUUGAAUAAUGGUUGCAAUUUUCUGAAUUUUUAAAAAAUUAUUUUGGCAAACAAUUUUAGUUAUAUAUAAAGCGAUGUUAGCUGAAAGAACAUCUUACUCCAAAAAGUCUACUAAUGUUCAAACCAGCUUAUGAUAAACUAGUAGUACCAUUUGUUUAAAUUUUACCCGACAUAUUGAAAAAAAUUUGGAAACUACGUAUAUAUAUGUCAUAUAUGGAUAUAUGUUCCCUUGUCUUAUUUUGACAUUUUAUACCCAAUUUUGGACUUUUCAUUUAAUGGAGCAGUUAUGUAUGAUUGGUACUCCAAGGUUUCUGUAAAUUAACUUGGUAGGGUCUAUUUAUUGGUCAAAAAACUAAACAAAGUUUGGUGUUUUGAAAAUUUACUUUAUAAUCUUAAGGUUAUAAGGUCAAAUCCCCCUAAUUGUAGCUGCGUAUAAGGAUGAAUUUCUCUUACUCUUCCCACUUGUAGUUAUGUUCACAAAGGCUGAAUAAAGAAACUGUGAUGGUACGCAGACGUUAAGUUAGGGUCCUCCAUAGUCCAUACAUUUAAAAUAUGGUAAAAGUAAGAAAAAGAAAAGGAAAAAAAAAAGCAAUUAAUUCAACUGGAUAGCAAUAAUGCACAAAAGUUUGUGAUUUGCUAUCUUAUUUGUUGAUAGAUUAGUUUAAUUAUGGUGGCGGCUAGACCUUUGUAUGUCUAAAUUGUUUUACUUUUGACAUUUUUUUUUUAUAUGUCAUUCCAUCCCAAUCUGCCAUCUGGACUUUUUCAAGCUUUUGUAACAGGGUUUCACACUGAAAUUGAUGGGGAUGGCCUUAAAAAAAUAAGGGAUGAAUAUAAAAGGUAUCCUAUGAGCCUUAAAGUUGUUAAAAAAGAUGUUAGUGAUUUUCUUAUAGGAUAAAAAUAUUUCUUGAUUCUCUUUUAUUUAGUUCUGACUUUCUGAGUCUGACCAAAGAAUCCCUGAAACUCUUUACUAUGCUUCUGUGUUUCAUGGCAGAAGCUCAUUUACUGCAGUCAGUCCUGAUUUUCUUUCUUUCUGUGGUGGUCGUAGCUCAAGAUGAAACCCAGUUUAUCUACAAUGGGUUCCGAGGAGCCAACCUCCUUCUUGAUGGGCUUGCAAACAUCCAACCAAAUGGUCUUCUUGUCCUUACCAACACUUCAAAGCAGCUUAGUGGUCAUGUUUUCUACCCAAAGCCUUUCAAACUCAAUGCAACUCGAUCCUUCUCCACGAGUUUUGUGUUUUCCAUGUAUCCUGAUGUGGAAGCUCAUGGUGGUCAUGGACUUGCUUUUGUCAUCUCCUCAUCCAUGAACUUUGCACGCGCUGUUCCAGCUGAGUUUCUAGGACUUUUCAAUGUUUCAAACAAUGGCCUUGCUUCUAAUCAUGUCUUUGCUGUAGAGUUAGAUACUAUUCAAAAUGCUGUUUUUGGGGAUAUUGAUGGCAACCAUGUUGGGAUUGAUAUUAAUGGACUAAUGUCUAAUGAUUCUGCUUCAGCUGCAUAUUAUGAUGCAGAAGGGCGGACGAACAGGAGCCUUCAACUUACUAGUCGUGAAGCUAUGCAAGUUUGGAUAGAUUAUGAUGGAAGUGAGAGGCUAAUGAAUGUAACAAUGGCUCCACUUCGUCAUCCAAAACCAGUCAGACCUCUGUUAUCUACUCACCUGAAUCUUUCUGCAGUAUUUCUUGAUUCUAUGUAUGUUGGGUUCUCUGCGGCUACUGGUCUUACUGCAAAUGAGCAUUACUUAUUAGGUUGGAGUUGGAGUGAAAUCGGGCAAGCCCCAGGUUUUAAUUUCUCCGAGCUGCCUUCACUUCCCAAGAUCAGAACUCAAAAGAGAAGGCUGGAAACUGUUUUUAUAGUACUUCUCGUUGUGUUUGUGUUAUUGUUGGUCAUUAUUUUAGCAGUUGUAUGUGCUAUACGGAGGAAAAUGUUUGAAGAGGUUAAGGAACCAUGGGAACAGGAAUAUGCCUCCCAUAGAUUCUCUUUCAAAGAUCUCUAUGUAGCAACUAAAGGGUUCAAAGACUCUGAACUUCUUGGUUCUGGAGGUUUUGGGAAGGUUUAUAAAGGUGUACUGCCUUCAACAGAAACCCAAGUUGCAAUCAAGAGAGUAUCCCAUGAUUCAAGGCAAGGAAUGAGGGAAUUUGUGUCUGAAAUUGUUAGCAUGAGAAGGCUUAGACAUCGAAACUUGAUCCAGCUUUUAGGCUACUGCCGAAGAAAAGGGGAGCUUCUUCUGGUCUAUGAUUAUAUGCCAAAUGGAAGCCUUGACAAGAUCCUGUUUCAGAAAAAUGUAUCCAAAUCUGACCUUUCUUGGCCUCAAAGAAUGAAUAUUAUCAAGGGGGUGGCGUCUGCCCUGCUAUACCUUCAUGAAGAGUGGGAACAAGUUGUGCUUCAUCGUGAUGUGAAAGCCAGUAAUGUUCUGUUGGAUGCUGACAUGAAUGCCAAAUUGGGUGAUUUUGGCCUAGCUAGACUAUAUGAUCAUGGUAGUAAUCCUCGAAGCACCAACAUCGUUGGAACAGUUGGGUAUCUUGCACCUGAAAUCAGUUUAACAGGCAAGCCAACUCCUGCCACGGAUGUGUUUGCCUUUGGGAUAUUCUUACUCGAGGUGGCUUGUGGAGUACAGCCUUUUCGCUUGCUCAAUUUUGCUGAGGAAGACCUUGUUUUGGUUGAUUGGGUUUUUGACUGCUGGAAGAAGGGAGCGAUUCUAGAAACAAGCGAUCCUAAGCUGGGAGGAUCUUUUGUCAGUGAAGAAAUGGAGCUUGUUCUAAAGCUAGGCUUACAUUGCUCACAUUGUAAACCAGAAGUAAGGCCAAGCAUGAGACAGGCAGUACAAUUUCUUCACGGGGAUGCAGUUCUACCAGAUGUGCCAUCCGAUUAUGAUCUUGAAAGUAAUGGCCUGCUUGAUAAAUAUUGGGGAACAUCUGGUUCAUAUCCAUCCUCAUUUCAGGUGUCAACUAACUCCCUUUUUUCUGUUAAUUCAGUCAUUCAUCAUGGCCGCUAAAUGUGCAGUAUUCUGAAUGUAACUAGAUGAUUGAAUUAGUUGAUUUAUUAGCUACCAUAUGUAAAAAUGACCAUGUUCUUCUGAAAUCCUGUGAGAAGCAGGAUUUACUCCCUGUAUGUUACGAAAAUCAUAUUUAAAUAAGUCUUAUUUUCUUUAU
Molecule: messenger RNA, 4220 nt
Organism: Chenopodium quinoa (quinoa)
Lineage: Eukaryota; Viridiplantae; Streptophyta; Magnoliopsida; Caryophyllales; Amaranthaceae
Product: L-type lectin-domain containing receptor kinase IV.1-like
Exons: 1
Coding region: 2048-4063 (671 amino acids)
Biological process (GO): protein phosphorylation
Cellular component (GO): plasma membrane
Molecular function (GO): protein kinase activity; ATP binding; carbohydrate binding
Source: RefSeq, a predicted model, not a curated record